AUGCAAAGAAUAUUUGAUUUUUUUAAAACGCCUGGUAAUGGAGAAACUCGAUUUCCUCGCGAACUAGAAAACAAAUAUAUAGUAUCAAAGAAAGUGCUUGGUGAAGGUACUUUUGCUGUUGUAAGAGAAUGUACAGAAAAACAAACUAAUAAAAAUUACGCAUUGAAAAUACUCUUAAAGAAAACAGUGCUAGAUGAAAAAAUGCUUUCUACCGAACUUGACGUGUUAAAAAAAGUUGAUCAUCCGUGCAUAGUUUCUUUACAUGAUUUAUAUGAGAAUAAAGAUGGAGUAUUUAUCAUAACAGAUUUAGCAACAGGCGGAGAAUUAUUUCAUCAAUUAUUACUCAAAGGCUCAUAUACCGAAGAAAAUGCUGCAGCUCUAGUUAAACAAUUACUUGAAGGUGUUGCGUAUUUACAUGAUUUAGAAGUAGUCCACAGAGAUUUAAAGCCUGAAAAUUUACUAUUCAAAGAUAAAUCAGAAAAUGCAGAUAUAAUGAUAACGGAUUUUGGUUUAUCAAAAAUCGUGAAAAGUGCUGAUGACAUAUUAUUGACUUCAUGUGGAACACCUAGUUAUGUAGCACCAGAAGUUUUAUUAGGAGUUGGGCAUGGCAAACCUGUUGACAUUUGGAGUCUAGGUGUAAUAAUUUAUACUAUGUUAUGUGGUUAUGCACCGUUUUGGGGCGAAAAUGAAGCUGCUUUGCUUGAAUCCAUUUUGAAAGGUUACUAUUGUUACGAAGAAGAAUAUUGGUCAGGAAUAUCAGAUUUAGUAUACGACCCUUAUAAAAGAAUAACAGCCAAGGAGGCAUUACAACAUCCUUGGUUUCGAUCGGCCAAUAAAUUCGAUAUUCUUGAAAAGGUUAAAAGCAAUCUUUCAGCCAGACAAAGAUUCAAAAAAGCAAUUUGUCUUGUACAAGGAGUUAACAGAAUGAAUAGAAUGCUUAAAACCAAAAAAUUACUCACCACCACUACUAAUAAUGAUGAUGAUGAUGAUGAAAAAGAAAAAUUAUCAAUUACCAUAGAUCUGCAACAAGAUCAAAAACUUGAAGGAGGAAUCACCGAGAAGGAAGAGAAGCAAAAAGAAGAAAUAUAUGUCGAUAAAGAUAUUAAUAUUAAUAAUAUGGAAAUUGGAAAAGUAAUAGAAAAUGUCCCGAAUCUUUCAAAAAUCACUGUAGUUAGUUAA
This is a messenger RNA of Entrophospora candida, 1179 nucleotides long. NCBI's taxonomy places the organism in Eukaryota, Fungi, Glomeromycota, Glomeromycetes, Entrophosporales, Entrophosporaceae. The record is from the annotation of a GenBank genome assembly.